Rattus norvegicus (Norway rat) is the source of this 5039-nucleotide messenger RNA. The record is from RefSeq and is a predicted model, not a curated record. Lineage: Eukaryota; Metazoa; Chordata; Mammalia; Rodentia; Muridae.
CAGGCACAGGCUUUCAGCUUCCCCAUCUGGAGUGGAGACUGAGUGAGGGCCUGCUGGUGUCUCCAAAGGGACAUGGCUCUCCUCCCCUCCCGCCUUCCCUAGUCCCAUAAUUGCUCCUCAGCUGGGGCUCCACUAUCUCUAUGAAACUGGGUCAGGGAAGCACCAGUCUGGGCCCAGGGGGAGUAGGCAUGGGCUCAAAGGACGGUGGCGUGUAGAAGCCAAGGUUUCCCUUGGCUUGUCCUGGGCAGAGAACUGGUCAUCAAGUGUGGGAGGAUCUGGGUGAUCCCCUCUCCCUAGUUUAUGGGAUGUCUCCUGGGCACAGAGCCAAGGGGGAGAAAUGGACAAAGAGUCCAGAGAAGCAGAAGGGAUUACAGGGAGCCCAGGGGGGCAGGAGGAGGCUGCGUGCCAGGCGUUGGCAAGGAUAUGCCUGCAAGACCAGUUGGAUGGCUCCUGCAGAGCAGGGCCGUGGGAGAGCUGCGGCUGCUGUGGCCUGCCUGCCUGAGGAGGACCGCAUCUCCCCGGCUGUCACCCCACCCACCUCUGCCAGGUGCUUACUUGCCUGUCAGCCUUGUAGGGAGGAGUAGACUGCAGGGAUCCGGGAGACCUUAUCUAGCUCUUUCUCCCUGUUUGGGCUCCCUACUAGGGUCUGCACAAAGAUCAAUCUAGGCCAAGUGAAAUUAAUGUCCUAAUUAAAAUAAAGAGAUCCUUUUCUUGUUCAAACCCCCCAGAUGAACUGCUUGCCAGAUUCACAUAGCCAGGCCUUUUUGUUUGGGUAGGGGUGAGGGUCAGGAGGCACAGAGCUCUUUUCUAGACGGCCAAGGUAGCAGCGCCCAGAGUCUAGGGGAUAAGCUCCUCUGGGCCUGAGAGACUGGGUAGUAAGCCCUUUUAUCUGUGCAUGCCCAUGUGAAUUCACAUCUUGGAAAUCUGGAGGAGAAAGGUGUGGUGGUCUGUUCUGAAUGGCUUGCCUUGUAGGUGACACUGUUGAAGAAGGUUGGGCUCAGAGUUCACAGUGGACCUUAGCUUCUGGUGUACAAGGUUGGUAGUCAGUGGUCAGAGUUCAGCAGGUUCAGCAGGUGUAAUGUCAAAAGUGGCGUUGCCAUGCAGGAGAGGACAAUAAGUGGAUAUUGCUAGUCUCAUUUUCCAGAUGUGUCCAGUGAGCGUGUUGUGUCAUCUGUUUUCUGCCAGGUUCUGGAAUUCAGCAGAGAAUGGGGUGGUUCCCAUUCUCCCGAAGCUCCCAUUCAGUCAGAGGAGGCUGACAACAGGUGGAACCAACAAGUGCAGCUACCUCAAAAAGGGCUGCAGGGAAAGUAACCUGGGAGGCCUGAGGAGGGGAACAGGACAGGGAGCAUCUAUUGGAGACAAAGGCCUCUCAGUUGACAUUUGAACCAGAAAGCUGUGCUAAGUAGGCAGUGUAAAGUUGAAAGGCUGGCAUGGCGUGGGUACAAGGCGUAGGGCCAGGCUUCCACAGAAGGUCUGUUCUGAGGAGACCAAGGAAAACAUUGUGCGUUUAAAUUAUAUAUUUUAAAAAAUCUCAGUAUAUUGACAGAUUUCUUGUAUACAUGAACAGUAUAGAAAAGCAGUAUGGUAUGAAAGUCUGCCUUGUCAGUGUGUUGUGCAGGUAGAGGUUGUGUGUGGAGUUUUGACCUUUCUAUACUUUGACCUGCAGGACUCUUCGGUCUCUAUCACUGUAUAGAGGGAGCCCUUUCUCUUUCCAUGGCCCUAUCAGUCCAACCAUAUUCUGGCCAGACCUCCAGCAUUCAUAUUGCCUUCUAAUGAGAAACGUUGCGGUGGUCAUUUCCCCUGUACAUUCCAUGAAAUCUUGGAAGCCUAUGAUCAUGCAACUUUAAAAGCAGGUGGAUACACAAUGUCAGUCAGCGUUCACGAGACCCGCAAGUCGCGGAGUAGCACAGGCUCCAUGAACAUCUCGGUCUUCCACAAGGCCUCGCACCCUGACUGUGUGCUGGCCCACCUCAACACUCUGCGCAAGCACUGCAUGUUCACCGACGUCACUCUCUGGGCUGGUGACCGAGCCUUUCCUUGCCACCGUGCAGUGCUGGCUGCCUCCAGCCGAUACUUUGAGGCCAUGUUCAGCCAUGGCCUUCGGGAAAGCCGGGAUGAUACGGUCAACUUCCAGGACAACCUGCACCCUGAGGUGCUGGAGCUGCUCCUGGACUUCGCCUACUCCUCUCGCAUCGUCAUCAAUGAGGAGAACGCAGAGUCGCUGCUGGAGGCUGGUGACAUGUUGCAGUUCCAUGACGUCCGGGAUGCAGCUGCCGAGUUCCUGGAGAAGAAUCUUUCCCCCUCCAACUGCCUUGGCAUGAUGGUGCUGUCUGAUGCUCACCAGUGCCGGCGGCUCUAUGAGUUCUCAUGCCGAAUGUCCCUGGUACACUUUGAGACGGUGCGGCAGAGUGAGGACUUCAACAGUCUCUCUAGGGACACACUGUUGGACCUCAUCUCCAGAGACGAGCUGGAGACUGAGGAUGAGCGCGUGGUCUUUGAGGCCAUCCUGCAGUGGGUGAAGCAUGACCUAGAGCAGAGGAAGGUCCACCUGCCACUGCUCCUGCGCAAUGUGCGACUGGCCCUGCUACCCUCAGACUGUCUGAAGAAAGCCGUCUCUGGAGAGGCCCUCCUCAUGGCGGAUGAGUGCACCAAACUCAUCAUAGAUGAGGCCUUCCGCUGCAAGACCAAGAUCUUGCUGAACGAUGGUGUGGUCACCAGUCCCUUUGCCCGGCCUCGCAAGGCAGGUCACACAUUGCUCAUCCUGGGAGGCCAGACCUUCAUGUGUGACAAGAUCUACCAAGUGGACCACAAAGCCAAGGAGAUUAUCCCCAAGGCUGAUCUGCCGAGCCCUCGGAAGGAGUUCAGCGCUUCAGCGAUUGGUUGCAAGGUCUACGUGACUGGAGGCAGGGGCUCUGAGAAUGGGGUCUCUAAGGAUGUCUGGGUGUAUGACACUGUCCAUGAGGAAUGGUCUAAGGCAGCUCCCAUGCUGAUUGCCCGCUUUGGCCAUGGCUCAGCUGAGCUGGAAAACUGUCUCUAUGUGGUAGGGGGGCAUACAUCCCUAGCAGGCAUUUUCCCUGCCUCUCCUUCUGUCUCCCUGAAACAAGUUGAGAAAUAUGACCCUGGGGAUAAUAAGUGGACUAUGGUGGCCCCAAUGAGAGACGGUGUCAGCAAUGCUGCUGUGGUGAGUGCCAAGCUGAAACUCUUUGUGUUUGGAGGGACCAGCAUCCACCGGGACAUGGUGUCCAAAGUCCAGUGUUUUGACCCCUCGGACAACCGGUGGACAAUCAAGGCAGAAUGUCCCCAGCCUUGGCGAUACACAGCAGCUGCUGUUCUGGGCAGCCAGAUUUUCAUCAUGGGAGGUGACACAGAGUACACAGCAGCUUCAGCAUAUCGCUUCGACUGUGAGACCAACCAGUGGACGCGGAUUGGGGACAUGACAGCCAAACGCAUGUCCUGUCAUGCUGUGGCUUCAGGCAACAAGCUGUAUGUGGUUGGAGGCUACUUUGGGACCCAGAGGUGUAAGACCCUGGACUGCUAUGACCCUACUUCAGACACAUGGAACUGCAUCACCAGCGUGCCCUACUCUCUCAUUCCCACGGCCUUUGUUAGCACCUGGAAGCAUCUGCCUGCAUGAAAGGCAGCUUCAGAGCCCAGCCAGCCUGUGUGCUUCUUCCUGCCUGGGCCAGAAGCUGACAGCACCAGCUCCCGGCAGCAGCAGCUCCAGCAGGCCUUACCUCUAGGCAUCGCAAUGAAGUUCUCCAGCAUCACCUGUACUCGGUUCCCAAAGCUGCCAGAAGCUUGUGUGGAGAGAAGCGUCCAGAGGCGUGGGCUGUCACCAGCAACCCAGGCCUGACAAUGGCUAACAGGGAGGAGCAGGGGUCCCUUGGCCCCAGCAGCACAGCCUUUGACUGUAGGGCUGUCUGUGGGAGCUGGGAAUGGUGCUCCAGUGUCCUGGACAUCGGAAGCAUAGUCCAACUGAAGACAUUUUAUAAGGACAGAAGCCCCAGGGUCACCCAGCCUCAGGUGGGACCUACAGGCUCCAUCAGCAGAUGAUACCAGACUGCUACGGCCAAGAGGAGAUCAUCCGUGUGCCCUCUGCCAAGAAUGAGCUCACCCCCCAAGAGGUGACUUUCCGGAAGCUUCCUUAGAUGUAGGGCAGAUGCCUGUGACCAGUCAGACACUGCUUAGGGUUCCCCAGCAGGACUCUAGGCCCCUGAGAGCUGGUAGGGGCCUGAUGCCUGCACUUCUCAGAGGCACAGGACAGCAGCAGGUUAUACCUCCCAAUGUACUGGGCUCCUUUGUGGAGACCCUGUCCUGUGUCCUGUUCCCUAAGAGGUCAGACAUGAGUUGAAUGGCAGGGGGACCCCACAGUCACGGCAGUUUGCAGGGAGGUUGGAUUUCUGUCAUUGUGGGCCUAGCAUUAAGGCUCCCAUCACACCUGCUAUCCUCUUCAGCCCCAGCUGACAGCCUGAGUCCUGCCUGUGUGUUCCUUGAGCUCAGAUAGACGGAUCCGAAGAAACUUCCCGAAUGUGUUUCUCAAGGGUUCCCCCCCCAGUGUCCCCUGCAUUAGGUUUGCAGAGUCACCAUCUUCUGAUGCCAGUGUGGACUCCUCGCUCACCCCUGUUUGUCUAGUGCUCUUGGUUUCCAGUCCAGGAUGGGGAGUGUUCCAUAGUUGGUGGCUUCCCAUCGCUGCAUGAGGAUGGAGCAUCCAGAGUGGGUUCUGCUCUUGACAGAAGUGGAGCCACAGUACAGACCGGUUUGGCCAGCCAUCAAGCUCCUGGAAGCUCAGCCUGGUACUUAGCUGAGUGACUUAGUCACACACUGCUCCCACCUGAGGUCCAGCUGGUUUUCCAUUCCACCUCAGGGUCAGCCUUGCUGGAGAAUUGCAGGCUCUUGGCCCAUGGACUAUGCCAUCAGGAGCAAUCAGUCUGCACAGCACAGAGGACCUAGCCCUGGUGCUUGCCUGAGCAUGGGUGUUACUUUUAUUAGUUUCUAACUUAAUAAAAGUGAGGAAGUUCUUGCCCUCCUUUGGGUUCUGA